AUGCUGCGCCUGCUUGGCUUUGUAAACGAUGACGAUGACCCCGCGGACGUGUCGCAGACGCUCGUGUGCGCGUGCACUGCUGUCGGCGCGCUGCUGGUGCUUCUCUUGAUUAAUUUUGCCGCACUCGUGGUGGUGCUGGUGGUGAUGGUGCCUGCUGCACAACGUCAGCUGCCUCAGACAGCUCAGUCGCUGCUGGACUUCAACCACGAAAAUAAGAGCGGCACCGCUGACGGAGCCGCCCUCGCGUCUGGCCUCGACAUUCGCCGGCUACUAGCUGGAGGGGGUCUUGAAACCUUCUUGCGCGAGGCGCACCGCGCGGAGGAGCUGCGCCGGCGUGUCCAGGGCAACGCUACACUCUUGGCGGCACUGCGCAAGGCAAAUGAGGCCCGCAACAACGACGGUGGACGCGGUGUCGACCUGGUGCGCCUUGCGCAGACGCUCCCGGAGCUGGAGUAUCUGUCCUUCCUCCUCUAUCAAGUGAGCGCUCAUGUCCAGGCAGUGCAGGAGCGCGACCCAGUGAUGGGGCUGGUGGAGCUGAGCGAUUUUCUGCUCAACGCCAAAGGCCGAAGGGAGGCGCUGGAGAAGGCUGCUGAGCGCGCGCGCGCCGAGGCGGUGAAUGCGACGACAGCUGCAACAGUGGGGGGCGGUGCACGAGCAACCGGCGGGGGUUCCGUGGAGAAGUGGAACGCGGCGCUGAAGGAGUCCUUUGCGGGUCGAUCCGAGGCAGCCCGCCUGCGCGCGCAGCUGCGUGGCUUCAUCGGCGUUGCCUCCUCCGAGGCGGAGCGGCUGACGCAGCAGCCCUUUGACGACCUCGCGCUGCUGCAGUACCGACACGCAUGGAUGCAGUCGGAGGUCCUGCCGAUCAUGCGUUCCCGCUCACGUCGUGCUGGUGCUCAAGCUGUCAAGGAGGGUCCCCACGCAGCCGUACUUCGCAGCAAUACUGCCAGUCGUCCGCCAGAGAACACGUCUGUGCGUACCAGCGUAGAGGAGUUGAGGGUGUACGGUGUUGCGAACCGCAUGGCGAUGAAGGCGGUCUUGUACGAGGUCGCGUCGAUCUUCAACCACAUCUACUACUACCCCUUGCGUCGCUACGAAGCUCUCCGCCCCUACGGUGGCGACUCGGUUGCUGACACAGACGCGUGGUAUUCAGCCAUCACCGCUGCCGUGCAGACUCGCUUCGGUGUCCCGAUUGCCUGCAACAAGGCGCAGACCACUGAGGCUGCAGCGCUGCCGCUGGUUCUGCGUGACUCUCCCCUCUCCGUCCUGGCACUGUCGCGACUGGGAUUUCGGCGCGCCGAAGAGGUGGCGCACCUGUACUCUCAAGAAGAUCGCCAGCUGAUGCCGCAAGCGCUGAACCCCAAAGCGGCGGUGAACGUUCGCAGCAUCUUUGUGAGCUUCGCGAGCUACCGUGACGCGGAGUGCGCCUCGACGCUGCUGGACUUGUUCCGCGCAGCGCGCAACCCGCACCGCUUAUACGUCGGAAUCGCGCAGCAGAACCGCGCCGGUGACUCGCCGUGUCUCGUGCCAGAGAUGUACACCCCUUACCUGUGCCCGUCCGAGGGGCUGCAGGGCGCUGCCGCCGAUGGCGGCGUCGGCGCCGCGCGUGAAUCGCGGGCGCGUGCGCGGGCUUUGUACGGCGAAGGUGCGGACUUGACGAAACCCCCCAACGGCCCUGAGGCCCGUCACUUUGAUGAGCGGGUCUGCUUCCUGGCGGAGCAGGUGCGCGUGCGUGAGAUCGACUCAGGUCAGGCGAAGGGACCGACGUAUGGCCGCUACAUGGCGAUGCUGCUGUACCGUGGCGAGGGCCUGGCGCUGGUGCUCGACUCCCACAACCGCUUUAGACCUAUGUGGGACGCCCUCGGCGCUACGAUGCUGCUGCGCCUGGAGGAUGCGAAGGCGGUGCUGUCGCACUACCCAGAGAGCUACCCCGGCGAGAAGGCUGAUCUCCUGCCCUACCGCAGGACAACGGCAUACCUGUGCAGGGCGCAUUUCUUGAAGCCCUUCGGCUACAUUCGACUCAACGGCAUCGUGAUUGACUCGACAGCGGAGUUUGCGAAGAACAACGUCUUCAACGACCCGUACGUGCGCGUUAAGUCGCGCGAAAUUGAUCCGACCACCAACUACCGCCUGCCGCAGCCGUGGGUGGCGGGCGGCUUCUUGAUGGCGUUCGGCACGAUCUUCCGCGACGUCCCCUUCGAUCCACACCUGAGCUACAUCUUCGACGGGGAGGAGGUGCUGUACUCGAUGCGGCUGUGGACGCAUGGCUACAACCUCUACUCCCCGCCACGAGGCGUGUGUUUCCACAUCUAUGGUCGUCAGGAAGCGCCGAAAGUGUGGUCCGAGUCCGCUCUGUGGUACAACUUGCAGAAUCGGGUGCGCAGCAGGAUUCAGUUCUAUGUCCAGGCUCACCUCCUCCACGCGGAGAAGGUCCUGGUGCCGGCCAAUAGCACAAACCCCUUCGUUGUGAUGGACUCGAGCCGCUACGGGAUGGGUAAGCAGCGGACUGUAGCACAGUGGUACGACUACGCUGGUAUAGACCCCGUCAAGCACCAGGUGGAUGGGCGCUGGUGCGGUGAGGACGUGAUUCAUUAG
Leishmania braziliensis MHOM/BR/75/M2904 is the source of this 2592-nucleotide messenger RNA. RefSeq lists its product as hypothetical. Bases 1 to 2592 code for a protein of 863 amino acids. Lineage: Eukaryota; Euglenozoa; Kinetoplastea; Trypanosomatida; Trypanosomatidae. The transcript has a single exon. The record is from RefSeq and is a predicted model, not a curated record.